Molecule: messenger RNA, 2276 nt
Organism: Cydia pomonella (codling moth)
Lineage: Eukaryota; Metazoa; Arthropoda; Insecta; Lepidoptera; Tortricidae
Gene: H2.0
Product: H2.0-like homeobox protein
Exons: 3
Coding region: 1398-1973 (191 amino acids)
Biological process (GO): regulation of DNA-templated transcription
Molecular function (GO): DNA-binding transcription factor activity, RNA polymerase II-specific; sequence-specific DNA binding
Source: RefSeq, a predicted model, not a curated record
AUAUAAAUUGUAAUUUGAAUGAUGUGACGUGUAAAAUUAUUAUUUUAUGCUUGACUGUAGUUUUAUAAUAGGUUUUCCUUUCAUAAAGAACUAUUCUGUGUAUUUUUUAGUUUUAUUUUUAGUUGUGGAGAUAAAGGAGGGUGGUCAUUAUUUGUCUAUUUUCUUGAAUAACUUCUUAUACUAUUUAUUUCAAAAUUAUAAAAAAAAUAUUUAAGAUUCCCAAAGUCUUGCAAAGUAAUUUGAUGCAAAUUUUUAGUUGCUUCCUUAUGUUGGCUAUUCAGCUUUAAAUGAAGAUUUUGAACGAUAAAUAUAUUAUAACAUUCACUAGGAUUUGAUUGGGUUUGAUGUUUGACAGUUAGAAUUUUCCCCGCGUUGGUGUCGUGGUGAACAUUUUUGUGUUUCACUCAGUGGCAAAAUUUGUUUAACCCUCGUGCCUUGAAACGAGAGGGCCUACCGCGAACCACAUUCGACGUGUUGCCUCUCUGUCACACUUGUAAAUUUGUACGUAAUCAUGACAGGGAGGCAACACGUCGAACGUGGUUCGCGAUAAGUCCUCAGGUAUCAAUAUCAACGAGCAGUUAAACAACAACUUUGCCCCCUUCCAAAACAAUAAACUAUUAGGAAAAACCACACCAGAAAAAGUUUUCGUCAUUCUUUGAAUUCAUUUUAUUUUUAAACUGAGUUAUUAAAUGGAUUGGUUAUUGUGUGGAUCAUCAAAUUAAUAUACAGAUUCAAAUAGAUUGUAUCUCAUUAUACCUACAUCAAGUAAUAUGUUUUUGUUUUGUAGGCUGCAUCUUACACUUAACACUAUGCAUUCAAGGGUUAAACUUUUCUCGCGAUUGUCAAGAUCUUUUUUAUGUAUUUUAAUCCCUUGAAACUCGAUACUCGUAAAAGACUUACGAAUAUAUCUUUAGUAUUCUGCGAAUAUGAACAUUCGUAUUCGUAAAUAAUUACCUAUGUUUCUACAAGUAUUACCUACCGACCUAUUUAUUGCCAGAAUUAAAAAAAGGUAACUCAAAUAAGAGACGAAUUAUACCUACUUAAAAAAAUAACAACUUACUUUUAUCAGUUUAAAAAUCACUCUAUUUAAAUAGGUAAUUUUAUUUCACUUAUAUACUUAGAAACGGAUGCCUGGCGCAAGUUGUGGGUAAUAAAAUUUAAUUCAUCUUGCAAACUAAUAUAAAAAUCAUUAAACGAAACUUUAUUGUAAACAACUGCAGUGUGUUUAAAACAUCACUCAAAAGCUCACUCGAUAACGGUCCGUUCACGCAACGCCCAGUCGGUAUCAGCCAAUCAGAGCGCACGAAAAGUAAGCCACGCCCACAGCCUGCGCUUGAGUGGAUUCUCGGUUCGUUCGUCAGUUUUUCAGAUGCUUUAGUGGCGGAUAGGAGUGCGCGAUGACGUCGCUUGGUGAAGUUUCGAGUUCGAAUAAGUUGAAGUUUAGUGUGGAGAGUAUUUUAAGUAAAGAUAAGGAAGUGAGCAAACCGGAGCCUCGAGCGCCGGCAGAACCUCCAUGUGCAGGGUGCGUGGCAGCGCUAUAUCGGUGUUGUCGGGAUGAACCUCCGGUCCUGCAGCUGCCUCUGUCGUUGGCGUACACGCAUUUGCAUCCCGCUUUGAGACCUACCACAGUAUACCGGCUCCCGCUGACGUCAUCACCACCGCAGCAGCCAGCCCCGCGCUGUGACGUCACGUCGACAGGCAAAAGGAAGCGCUCGUGGUCGCGCGCGGUCUUCAGCAACCUGCAAAGGAAGGGGCUCGAGAGGCGGUUCCAGAUACAGAAAUAUAUCACCAAGCCUGAUCGGCGGCAGCUGGCGGCAACGCUAGGGCUUACUGACGCGCAGGUGAAAGUAUGGUUUCAAAACCGGCGCAUGAAGUGGCGGCACACGAAGGAGGGCCGCACAGGCGCUCCGGGACGGGACCCCGAUGCACCCGACGACAAUGAAGAAGUAGAUGUCGACACACUUAGCGAUUAGGUUAUUGGGAAACACUGCGGCGCACGCUAUGCGAAUCAUGGGAAUUUUGUCUGGUGGGGUCAGUAGGAAUAAAAAAAAAAAAAUAUUAUUAUUAGGAUGGUCCACCUGUCCAAUGUGCAUUGCGUUUCACGCUCUCAUUAAGCAAAAUUUGAGACCCAAACACGCAUUGGACCAAGAAAUUAGAUAUGGUGGAAUAUCACAUGAAUACCACCACCCUUAGGUAUGAAUAUUUUUAUUUCGAUUUGAACAUCACUGAAAAAUGGUCAAAUGAUUUGUGAUAAUCUGAUAAUGUUAAUAUUUUCA